ACAUCCAAAAAUAUUUAAUACGUUUCAGUUGGUAUUCUAUAGUUUAGCAGUGCGAUUAAAAUUGCAAUUCAUCACAAUUAAUUUUUUAAAUUGUGACUAAUUUUUUGAGUUAAUCGCAUGAGUUAGCUGCGAUUAAUAGACAGCCCUAAAUAACUAUAUCAUGGCAUCUUUUCUAUGCAUUCAGUACCUUAUUAAAACAUAACUGCUAAUAAACAUUUGUAUAAGAGAGGUUAAGUAUCAGUCUUGUUAGCAAUGAGAACUAUGCCCGUGAGGUCAGUAGGGUUAAACAUGUUAUUUGCUGAUGGUGAACCUAGCCCAGAGUUUCACUCUUCUUAAUCCCACAAUUUGGCAAUUUUAAAUGCAUUAGUGCUGGAGUUGGGACCACAGCAUUACUGAAUUGCUGUGUACUUGGCUAACUGCUUAACCUCGCUGAACCUCUGCCCGUUUGUAAAAGGGAAAUAUCUACCUCUGAGGAUGGUGUGAGCGGUAUAUCUUUAAUACUUAAUAUCUGGAUGAAUAUAUUAUUAUAUAACAGUAUUCUGAUGCAGUAAAAAUACUUUAAAUUAUUUAAACCAUUUUUAAUUAGCAGUGCCAUAAGGUUUUUUUUUUUUUCCUAAAUAUUUAACAAAGCUUAGGAAGCAAUAUGAAAAUUUACACGGAAGUUCCACUGAAAUGACUGGGAUACUCCAACUAUUGGUUAAAUAAAUUAUUAUUUAAACAAAAAAAUUAAAAUAGGUUAUCAAUUUUAAAUACAUUUAUGUUAAGGCCUGAAUGUAUUAUAAUGUAUUAAUCAAUUGAAUAAAAUAUGAAUCAGUAAAUGUUUGCUGCUGAAGUUUUAAAGAAAAUCAAACUUCUGUAUUGGUGGAAGUCUUUCGAUAAGCACCUGGAAUGAGAGUAUGUUGAAGUGCUAAUCCAGUUUUUGACAGCAGUAGCCUUUUCUACAGGUGAAUGAGAGAAUAUUUUCUUUUCAGUUUAUUCAACCAGGUCAGUUCAAUGGUUAGUUUAUUCAAAGUUAAGAAACCAGUGGCAGUUGAAAAAGCAGGAAAGCUUGUUUUCCUCUUCUACUAUAUGAAUACAAAUUAGGUGUCAGACAAUGAGAUCAAAAAUCUUGAAGGUCAUUGUGACCAGAAACAAUCAAUUAAAUCCACUAGUUACAGGUAAUAUUUCCUUUGUUUAAUAAAUCAAUUAGUUUUAAAUGUAGAACAUGUUUUGAUAAACUUACUUUUUUCUUAUAUAUCCAGCAUAACCAAGGUAGUUUUAUAUAACUAAUAAAGGAAUUAAUUGUGGUUUUUGUGCGUUUUCAGUUGAACUGUAGUUUUAUCCUAAUAAAGCUUGACACAAAUCAUGAGGAAAAAUUAAUCUAGUAAAUAAGAACUGCAUAAAUCAUCAUUUUCUAGUGUAAAAAUUAAGAAUAUGAAAUGUGUUAAGCUAUAGAAUUGCUUAAAUAAAUAUUAUUACUUCUGGGAGAAUUCUGCACCACACAGAAUUCAUAUCCCCCGCAGAUUUCUUUGCUUCCCUGCAGAAAAUGAUGGGGAAGCAAAGGAAAAUUGAAGAGUUGUCACCUCUCCCUGGUAACACAGGCGCUUUGUUUCCAUCACCCAGAGCAAGAUGGCAGAGAGGUGAACCUAGAGAUGUACCUGCUGUACACUGAUGACCAAGGCUUGGUCUACAUUUAAAAUUGAAGUUAACCUAGCUACAUUGCCCAGGGGUGUGAAAAAUCCACAUCCCUGACUGAGGGUGAAUCCUCUCCAGAGUUUACUUUUGGAUGAAAGCAUGCUCUCUUUCCAGUAGAAGAUGGUGACCCUGAAGUAUGAUCAUGGAGAAGGGGAUGAGUUCAGUAGAAGUGUUACCUUCCAAAUCAUCCCAGGUUACUGCUGUGAAGGUGAUGGUGAAGGAGCAUGAAACAAAAUCAAUCCAAAAAGGGAAACGAGUGGGAUUUGUGCUUGUACAUGCAGGUGCAGGUUAUCAUUCUGAAUCCAAAGCUAAAGAAUACAAACAUGUUUGCAAAAGAGCCUGUCAAAAGGCAAUUGAAAAACUACAGGCUGGUGCUCUUGCAACUGAUGCAGUGACUGCGGCACUAAUUGAACUAGAGGAUUCCCCCUUUACAAAUGCAGGAAUGGGAUCUAACCUAAACCUUUUGGGUGAGAUAGAAUGUGAUGCCAGUAUAAUGGAUGGAAAGUCAUUAAAUUUUGGAGCAGUUGGAGCACUGAGUGGAAUCAAGAAUCCUGUUUCAGUUGCAAAUAGGUUGUUGUGUGAAGGGCAGAAGGGAAAACUCUCUGCUGGCAGAAUUCCACCUUGCUUUUUGGUUGGUGAAGGAGCUUACAGAUGGGCAGUUGAUCAUGGGAUACCAGCAUGUUCUCCAGGUAUCAUGACUACAAGGUUUAGUUUAGCAGCUUUUAAGAGGAACAAAAGGAAGCUGGAGCUGGCAGAAAAGGUGGAAACAGAUCUUAUUCAGCUAAAGAAAAGAAGACAAUCAAGUGAAAAGGAGAAUGACUCAGGAACACUGGAUACAGUUGGUGCGGUCGUUGUUGACCAAGAAGGAAAUGUUGCUGCUGCUGUCUCCAGUGGAGGCUUGGCUUUGAAGCAUCCUGGAAGAGUUGGUCAGGCAGCUCUUUAUGGAUGUGGCUGCUGGGCUGAAAAUAUUGGAGUUCAUAACCCUUAUUCCACAGCUGUGAGUACUUCAGGUUCACCUUUUCUAGCCAGUGAAGAUGGUGUACUCGGUGGAGUAAUAGUUCUUCGAUCUUGCAGAUGUUCUGCAGAGCCUGACUCUUUACAAGAAAAGCAGACUCUACUAGUGGAGUUCUUGUGGAGUCAUACAACAGAGAGCAUGUGUGUAGGAUAUAUGUCUGCACAGGAUGGCAAAGCAAAGUCUACAGUGAUUGAGAAUUCCUUCCUCAUGGUCUCUGCUCCAGGACCAGUGCUAGGAAAAUGUAGACUGAUCCCGAAAACAUUUGUAAUGGGCUGCCAAAAGUUUCUCAUUUUGGCACAUUGUAAGCAGUGGGUCUUGACAGCUUUUGUGUCACUUCGUUUAUUAAAAUAAUUUACCUUCCCCACAUACCAUAUUUGUUGUGUGGUUGAAUGUUCAUGGUGUUUUAUUAAAAACCUCUCCAUAGUUCCACAAAUCUUAAAAUAUAUCAUUAAUUUGUGAUUCCUCUACACAUCUCUCUCCCAGAGAAACCUGAGUUAUUGGUUUCAUCCCAUGCUGUUAGAAGUUGCUCAUUACGUCACUUCCUCCAUUUUCAAGGCAGCUAAUUGGGCAAAACACUGGUCCAUUUUUAAAGACUCCCUCCCUUUGUAAUGGGUGAUCCUUGAGAUGCCUAAAUGUUUAGCCCAUCUGCUGUUAAUUUCACUGGCUCAAGGCUCCUUACCAUGACUGGACUUGCAAGGGUUUACAAAAACUGGUUUCUAUAAAAAUCCAGGGGACAGAUCCUGAAAUGAGGGACAGUCCUUUCAUUUAGGGACAUAUGAUGACCUGCCCUGAUCAACUACUCAAUUCUUAGGUGCCAGUUGAUUCUGAUAAAACCAAGAAGCCGAGAGAUCUGCAUGUUUUCCUUCUGAAAUCUGAUUAAUCCUCAUAUAAUAAACUGAAUCCCAGUAGGUAAGGUUUCAUGUUUAGUACGUAUGCAUGACUGACUGACUGGGACUCAAGUGAGCUAAAUGUAGCUAGCAGUGUAGUUCUCGACAAACUAAUUUAAGUGUUUAUUACUCCUUUUCACACACUGCAAUUUCCUUUUUCUUUAAUGAGAAUGCAGGUACCAACUGUUUAAUUGUGGUUUUAUUGAUAGAUUCACUUUUCAUGGAGAUCUGCAAGUUAAACAUUUGCCUAGAAAUAGUCUGUUUCCUGGCCAUCACAUUCCAACUACAGAAGCCCUGCAUGUUAAAAAUACCCAUUGCAUGAGUUAUAGCAACAUUUUAAUAAAUACUUUACAAAAAUAAUGCAAGUUUUUAAAUCACUGACAACUCCUUAUCCCUUCCCCCCCAAAAAACUCUUUAAAGAAUAGCUUUUUCUGUAUAAUACUGUGCAGUCAGGAUAUGCUGGAAGGAAAAAGAAUUAAGAAGGUAACUUAUUGUACCCCAGUGAAUAUGUUCAAAAGUCUAUAUUCGUUUCUCCUUUUUAAAAAGUGCACUUAUUUCUUUAUAGCAGAACCCUUCUAAUUACAUGUAAGAAUUAAGAAAUCCCAGUUAUCGCCUAGGUUUUUGUCAACAUCCUUUUCCUUUUAACUGCACUCUUCAGUCUCAGCAGAUUUUGGCCCUUUAGCCCUUGAUCCUGCAAAGACUUACUUACACUGUUUCUUUCUUUGUACACACUGUGUGGCAGAUUCUCUAGUGUGAAUUGUCACGACUACAUUCUCUUCCAUGGAGCUAUGACCAUUCAUAGCAGCUGUAGAUCUGCCCCUGUACAUAGUCCCAUUGAAGUCACUGACUAUGCACAGUGUGGGAAGUUAAGCACAUUCAUACGUCUUUGCAGAAUCCAAGGCCUUAUUUUGGAUUCUUUUGGUGUAGCCCAAAGGAACAUGGCAGCUGCAUCUCCUGGAAACCCUACCACAUAUAUACAGCUAACACCUGAGGGACUGGAAGGGCAAUGGAAGCUUCAUCUGAGAAUGAUUAAUGUUGGUUUAUUGACCUUCAGCAUUUCUACCUGUUUUCUCCUCCAAUAAUCAAGAUCUUUCCCUCCCAACAAUCCUUCCCCUCUUCUUAAAGAUAUGAUUAAAUACUUUCAUUAAUACAGCUCCAAUGAAAGUGUUUUUUUUAACAGCUGUGUUUAUAUUAAAUAAGUUACAUAUAAAAACUGUUUAUGAGAGUUUAA
Molecule: messenger RNA, 4807 nt
Organism: Dermochelys coriacea (leatherback sea turtle)
Lineage: Eukaryota; Metazoa; Chordata; Testudines; Dermochelyidae
Gene: TASP1
Product: taspase 1
Exons: 14
Coding region: 1811-3040 (409 amino acids)
Biological process (GO): protein maturation
Molecular function (GO): threonine-type endopeptidase activity
Source: RefSeq, a predicted model, not a curated record